AUGAGUGAUUUAGUGACUGGUCUGCCCGAGGGCUGGACUGUAAGAUACAGCAAAUCGAAGAAGAGAGAAUAUUUCUUUCAUGCUGAGGAUAAGCAAUCUCAGUGGGAAGAACCAGAGGGAACGAAUCAUGAGCAAUUGAAGGAGUACCUGGCGAACCAUCCGCUACGUGUGAGAUGUCUACACAUCCUGUGUAAACAUCGUGAUUCUCGUAGACCUGCUUCACAUCGUUCUGAGAACAUUACGAUCUCGAAAGAGGAAGCUGUAGAAGAACUAAAAGGUUUGCAGAAGAGAUUGGAGGCUGGUGAAAGUUUUGAAGCCUUGGCCAAGGAAAGAUCGGAUUGUUCAUCAUUAAAGAGAGGUGGAGAUCUUGGUUUCUUUGGUAAGGGAGAAAUGCAGGCCAGUUUUGAGAAAGCUGCGUUCCAAUUGAAAGUCAACGAGGUUAGUGGGGUUAUUGAGUCCGAGAGUGGUGUGCAUCUGAUCAAAAGGGUAGUGUAA
Molecule: messenger RNA, 495 nt
Organism: Torulaspora delbrueckii
Lineage: Eukaryota; Fungi; Ascomycota; Saccharomycetes; Saccharomycetales; Saccharomycetaceae
Gene: ESS1
Product: peptidylprolyl isomerase ESS1
Exons: 1
Coding region: 1-495 (164 amino acids)
Cellular component (GO): nucleus; cytosol
Molecular function (GO): peptidyl-prolyl cis-trans isomerase activity; protein binding
Source: RefSeq, a predicted model, not a curated record